AUGCAGGCUUCGCACCUGGACGUCCGCCAGGAGGGUUCGCACUUUGGAAAUACCAAUGCUCUCCACAGUCAGAUCUUCCAGGGCAAUUUCUAUGGGCUUACCAUCAAUCCGACGGCUGCUGCCCAAGUCGCCCCUGGCUCGUAUGAGGGCCAUUACGCCAACUCGUCCCUCCGACCGGCCCUCAACUACGUCUCGCGACCACGACUUCACCAAAAGAUCAAAGAACAGUUGCACGACCUCAAGGAUGACGGGGUGGAAGACGUGCAGAUCCUGGUAGUGCGGGGACUCGGUGGAGCGGGCAAGUCGCAGCUGGUGCUGAACUACAUCCGCGAACAUCGACAGGACUACACUGCUGUGUUCUGCAUCGAAGCUGGAUCGAAGGAGUCGAUUGAACGCGACUAUGUCCAAAUCUACCGACUCCUCUACAGUCGCCAGAUGGAUGCAGGCCACGAGAUGGUGAAGGUGGAAGAUGCGGUGGCUGCGGUCAAGCGCUGGUUUCAUGGCCGUGAGGGGCGAUGGCUAGUGGUUCUAGACAGUGCGGACAUCAUCGACAACGAUCGAGACAAAUCUUACAUCGACCUGGGAUAUUUUAUCCCUGACGCGCCUGGAGUGCAUGUUAUUAUCACCUCGCGGAGCUUAACAGCUAAGGAGAUGACAACGCUGGACACGGUGGAAGUAGCGGAUAUGGAGCCACCGGAGGCGAUAGAGCUGUUCCAAAGAUGCGCGAAGAUAAAGGAAAAGGGCCAAGACAUCGCGACGGAAGUGGCUCAAAUCGUCCAAGAGCUGGGAUACUUAGCCUUGGCAAUCACCCUGGCAGGUUCAUACGUAUCGGUGACGGCUCGCUUGUCGUCUGAUAUUAGGCGGUAUCUCCUCGAGUACCGCGAGCGGCGAAAAGAACUACUUCGACGGCGGGCCAAGCGGCAUAUACAUCAAUACGGAGAAAGCGUUUUGAGCACAUGGGAAGCAUCAUUCGAGGCGAUUGAGAAUCAGAAUCCAGCCGCGGCCCGCUUGCUGAGUCUAUUGGCGUUUGUGAACUUUGAGGAUAUCUUAGUCUCUUCGAUGGGGACGGGGCCGGUGUCCUGGCGAGCGCUCCCAAUCGUGGUGCGGAACCAUCAGAGGCCACGACAUCGUCUAAUGAGACGUGGCAGUCGUUCCUCUUCUCUGAGCAGUAAUGGACAGUAUGUGAGCUUGAAUCGGCGUUCGAGACGCUUCAAAGUUAUUCUCCGAUUCAGCGGAAACCGGAUCAAAAGAGCUAUACGAUGCACAAGCUCGAAUAUGCAUGGGGCCAAGACCGGUUGGAGGCGGACGGGAAACGGCAGCUGA
This is a messenger RNA of Letharia columbiana, 1323 nucleotides long. RefSeq lists its product as uncharacterized. The transcript is spliced from 2 exons. Bases 1 to 1323 code for a protein of 440 amino acids. NCBI's taxonomy places the organism in Eukaryota, Fungi, Ascomycota, Lecanoromycetes, Lecanorales, Parmeliaceae. The record is from RefSeq and is a predicted model, not a curated record. Gene Ontology annotation, molecular function: ADP binding.